UUCUCACCAUGAGAAACUGGGGCACCCUCAAGGAAAAGUACGCUGCAAGCUACAUUUCAUGCCUACCAAGCCGAUAAAUAGCGAGCGGAUUAGAAGACAUAUUAGCAUCGAGCAAGAGAGAAAAAAUAAAGAGAGAAACUCACCUUAAAAUUUAACUCAAAAACAAAACCAAAAAAAAAAAAAUUAAGAAUGGAAGAUUUGAUGCAAAUAAAGCAAAGUCUUAAAGAAAAUAAAGACAAACUAAUAUCUUUAAAGAACAGCGAGGCUUCUAGAGUUGAGGGUGGUAUUGAUGAUGUGAAUAGGCUGUUGAAGAUGCUGGAAGUUAUUGAAGCCAAGCUUUAUGUUGCAGAAUCUACAUUGCAAUCGAGUAGUGGUUCUCUUGACAAAGGGUUAGUGGAAAGGGUUAAACAUAUGCUCUUUCUUUUGGAAUCCUUUCUUGAAGGUGAUCAUAUGAAAGGAAAGGCCAAGAUGUUUGAAGAGGAAAGUAAAGUGAAGCCUAAGAAUCUCCUAGAGAAAUUGUUCAAGCUUUUAAAAGAUGAGGAGGUGAGUGUUAAACUGUUAAUGAAUCUGACGAUGGGAAUAUGUUUUUUUCAAAGAAUAUACUACCUCCGGUUCAAUUUAGUCGCAAUAAAGGAAAAUUUUGCGCAAAUCAAGGCAAAAGAUUGAAAGCAUGAAUAUGGAAAAAUAAGGGUACAUGCUUAACUAUUAAUCCAAUCCAAAAAAACAAAAAAAAAACCUUAAUUAAAUUAAAACAGUAACACACCACCACCACUAUUGACACCACCAAGCAUCACCCAAACCACCCACCACCACCACCCAGCAUCACCGAAACUACCCAGCACCGCCGACGCACCACCACCGCACCACGCACCCAGCAACCCGUCGUCCCACCACCACCACCACCCCACGACGUACCCAGCAACCCACGAACGCAACCACUACCACGAACCUAGCAACUACCACGACCCCACCACCACCACCCCACGCACCCAGCAACCCACGAACCCAGCCGUGGAUUUGAAACCCACGAAUCAAACCCACGAAACCAAACCACCGAUCUGCAACCCACGAAUCAAACCCACGAAACCAACCCACAAACCACUAUCGCCGCUGAUCGGAAACCCACGAAUCAACCCCACAAACCAAACCGCCGAUCUGCAACCACGAAUCAAACCCACGAAACCAACCCCACGACGCCGCCGAUCUACAACCCCCGUCGCUUGUAACACCAUGAAGCCACCAUGAAAAUGGGGUUGGAGGAGGAGAUAGAAUAUUAAAUGGGAUGAGAGUAUAAUUAAUUAAGAUUGGGGUUUAAUUUAAUGAAAUCAGAUUUGUAAUUUAAUAAGGGUGUUUAAGGAAAAAAAAAGUAAGGGCAUAUAUGUCAUUUUACAAGCUAAAAGUUACCAAAUAAGGAAAAAAAAAAUUGUUACAAGUAAUUUGAACCACCCCAAAAUGGAAAUUGUUGCAAUUAAAUUGUACCGGAGGUAGUAAUAUAGAAACUUCAUGCUUAAUUAAGAAAUAUUUUUUAGGUUGUCCACAAGCAUAGACAAAUAUGAUAGAGAAUCUGUUAAGAUUUAAUUCGGUAAAAUAAUUUAAUUUAGGGUAAAUUGAUGAUUAUCAAUCCCAACUUUAACCUAUUUUUUUGCAAAAAUAAAUAAUCCCGAACUUGAAUUAUAUUUAACAAUUCGAAUUUUAAUGUCAUUCGCUUUCAUUGGUGCAGAAAAUGGACCAAAGCAAGUACUAUAUGUUUAUAUACAAUAAUAUGAAUGCAAAUUUAUAUAUAUUUACCUUCUUUUUCAUAUAUACUACGUAUAUAAUUGCAUUAUUUGUCUUUUUGGAUUUAGUUACAUAUCAUGAAUUAUACUAUAAAUACACAAUUAAGGAAAAUUCUCUAUAGUAGCUCUCAACAAUUAUUAUAGUAAGAUGGUAGCUCUCCCUUUUUUUUAAUGGCGCAAAUUCAAAACAAAACAAAAAAAAAAAAAAAAAAAAAAUAAGUCCCACAAAUGGCAAAUGUAGAUUAUUAUGAUAAAUUUUUAGUAAAAAAUUAACUAAGGUUAGAUGUUUAUAAAAAAUAAAUAAAUAAAGUAACCUCAUUACUUCGCAAGUAACUAAGAGACGGCUCCAGAAACUUGCUUUGUAUAGGACGGGCCGUAUAAACUACGAAGUACAAGAAUUAUUUGAUUUAAAAAACACACCAAAAAAAUGGUUGUAGUGAAAUUUAAACCCUUACCAAGGGGCUCUAUAGCAAGGAUAUUAUAGCUAGAUGUUUAAAACCAACUCAUCUAGCUAUCUUUUAAUUUGCACAAUAAAUAUAUCAACUUUAUCCAUAAAAGUACUACAAAAAUCAAGGCUAGGGUGGGCCAUGGCCUGGGCAGGCCCGCCCAUGAAUAUGUCUUUGUUAGAUGUUCAUAUGUGGAUGACAAAAUAUUGUAAAUCAAAUCCAUACCAUUUACAUACAUCAGUACUCUAGGCAUUACUAAAUACCUUCCUUUCAUGUACUGUUAAAUAUUGUUAAAAACAAAAAAUAAUAUAGUCAUGUGAGAUCUUAUAGGAUUCGCUCGAUUGAUAUUAAUGAAUAUCUACUUCAUAAUUAUUAAUAGGUUUUGUAUGGACCCGGUCUACACAAAAUCUAUUGUAAACCCAAUAUUUGACACUCCCAAUUAAAUAGUCACAUUUUGAUGACAUAAAAUAGUUCUUUUUUAGAUGAUAUAAUUAUUUUGUUGCGAGUCAUAUUUGAAUGAUAUAGUUACUAUUUAAUACUUUUUUGAUACAUUUACUGUUUGAAUUAUAUACAUGGUAAAUAAUAUAAGCAGUUUCUAAUAAUAUAAUCACUUUUGGAUGAUAUAUUUAG
Chenopodium quinoa (quinoa) is the source of this 2851-nucleotide messenger RNA. RefSeq lists its product as uncharacterized. The transcript is spliced from 2 exons. The record is from RefSeq and is a predicted model, not a curated record. NCBI's taxonomy places the organism in Eukaryota, Viridiplantae, Streptophyta, Magnoliopsida, Caryophyllales, Amaranthaceae. The coding region runs from base 190 to 666 and encodes 158 amino acids.